Molecule: messenger RNA, 2806 nt
Organism: Betta splendens (Siamese fighting fish)
Lineage: Eukaryota; Metazoa; Chordata; Actinopteri; Anabantiformes; Osphronemidae
Exons: 5
Coding region: 215-2212 (665 amino acids)
Source: RefSeq, a predicted model, not a curated record
GUCGUCUUCAUAACAAAUCCACGAUCAGGAAGUGCUGCUGAGAGAUACAGUAGUAGGAUAGAACUCAAAGGUUAAAGACUCGUUCCCUCUUCUUGUAACGCACCUUUAUAAAGCCUGAUUCGUUUUACAGCAGGGUUAAAUCUGGCAGCAGGAAGAAGCCUCCACAUCAGCAUCCACCCGCCUGACUGUGGACGCGCGGCCCCGCUGUAGCGCCAUGCCUCUGUUUCGGGCGUGUUCUGGGCCCAAGCUUGUGCCUGGGAGGAGGAGGAUAAGGAGAGCUAAGUGGACCGGGCGAGUCCGGAAGACGGAGGAGGACGGUUCCGUGCCUCCCCUGACCCGCCUGUGUCUGCUCAGCCUCGCUGACCACAUGAAGGACGUGUGGGCAAAAGACUACGCUGACAACUACUUAGACCAGUACUCAUUCAGACACAUCAUGGGUCCUUUCAACUUACUGCCAGGUGACCUGGUUGAGGAGCUGCUCCAGCUGUUGUGCAGCAGACAGCAGCUGUCCCGGGCAGCUCUACACCUCCUCCUGCUGCCCCAGCUCCGAAGCCUGUCUCUGCACUCGUGUCCCGGUUUGGUGACCUCCGCCCUCUGUGGCCACAUCGUUGCACGUUGCCAGGGUCUGUGGAGUCUGGACCUGUCCGGAGCGCAGCAGCUUCCUGCCAAGGCCCUGUCAGAAACUCUCUGCUGUUUGUCCAACUUGCGCUCGCUCUCGCUGGCUGGCAUGCCUUGUGAUGGAUUUACAAUCCGGACAAUUGCUCGCGGCUGCCGUUUGCUGCGCCAUCUAGACGUGUCUCGUUGUCAUCUCAUAUCCCCUGCAGCACUGCUUUCUCUUGGAGGUGGGGCUUUCUGUUCUUCCUCUUGCAGUCAUUCCAACUCCCAGUCUCAUUCCUCCGUUUUCACCCCAUCCUCUGACCCCUCGUCCUCUUCCUCUAUCGCGCCGCUGUCUCCUCUGCCCCUUAGCUCUCUGCUGGCUCUGGAUAUUGGAUUUGGGGAUCAAGAGAAAGACCCUGUGGCAGCAGCAGCCUACCUGCUCUUGUCUCUUCCGUGUCUGGAGAGAAUUGCCAUUGAGGGCUUUACUCAGGCCUGCUGCCUCAUUAGACACAGAGAGUUUAGCUGGACAAAUGAGUUUGCUGACAGAGAAGGAGUUCCCAGGCUAGAGGAGGUGUGGAGGGAGAGGAGACGCAAUCUGCGAGUGAAUAGUUUGAGCAAGAACAUAGAGGAAGCAUCAGCAGAAAAAGAAGAAGAUGAUGAGGAGGAGGAAGGUCUGUUAUUGUGGGGGGAGAAUAGUUUUGACAUUGAAGAAGCUGCUAGUAGAAGUAACCAAGCAGAGCAAAAGAGGAAAGGAGUUCUGUCACAGCCAGAUGAUGAAUGCAUAACUCUGCACCUUAAAGAUGUGAGGGGGUUGACUUGUGAUUCUCUUGAUAGUUUAGGUCAUUUAUGUCCGGACCUCAUGUCAAUGUCCAUCAACAUUGAUGGUGAAGAAGAGACUAGAGGAGCAGGCCUGGGCUCUCUGUUGGCUGCAGGCCUUCAGACUUGGUCCGGUCAGUUGCGGUACCUCUCAGUACAGUUCUCAGGCCCUCUUUUGCGUCUCCUUCCUGCCUUGAAAGUGUCAGGGUCCUCGCUGGCCUCUCUCACCCUGGAGGGGGUGAAAACCAGCCCUCACACCCCUCUGCUAGAAGUGAUGCAGGCCUGUCCCAGACUCAGAGACCUAGACAUUUCUGCUGAGCCCCCUUGCAGGCAAGUGGAAGAAGAAGAUGGAGGGGAUCAGCAGGACGAUCGGGAUCAUCCACGACUGCCUAACCUCUGCUCUCUCAGACUUAAUUUCUUCUAUGAGCACAGCCAGAUGAAACCCAUUAUGUCCUGGAUGGCCCUGAAAAAGGUGCUAAAGUGUCUCCUGGCUGGAUCACCUUUGCUGGAGAAGCUUUCUCUGGUCGCCCUGCCAUGCCCGCUGGACUCUGUUUUAGAGGAUGUUCUGCAGGUAGUUGACCUAAAUCUCCCAGAUGCCACUGACCCGGCUCCCGUGCCACUAGGACGUCUACAGCACAUUGGCCUGCCACGCUCAGAUGUGAAGAUGGUGACAGUGAAAAGUAUAAUGCAACGGAGUCAGAGACUGAAGUCUGUAGACGUGAGUUACUGCUGGCAGAUCAGUCAGAAGGAGUGGCUGGACUGCAGGAGGUUCAGUAAAGUCCAUGUGGUCUGGGUGUAGUGGGAUUGAGGAAUAAGUGCAUUGGUGUCUCAGUUUGUCUGAUUACAGAUAUAGCGUUUUCUAAUAUUGUAACAGGUGCAAGUCAUAUUUGCAAGUAACAGCAAUAUUGUUUACAUUUAUAUAAACAACAACAUUUUAGUUUUUAUUACUAAAGAGCCUUUUGUCAAUCAAGGAGAAACUGGGUGCUGUGUAUUAUGUUUCCUUUUAAUACACUAUAGUUAUACAUUUACAAGCAAUUGUAAUUAAUAAUUAAUAUAGACAGUUACGUUUUUUAUGUAUUAUAUAAUUGUAUUUUUAUUUUAAAGAAAAACUUUAUUAUCUGGACUGUUGUUGUUGCUCUGUUUAGAGGGGACUAGGAAGAAGCAGCAAAACAAACAAACAAACGUUUAACGGCAGAUUCAGUUUGGGGAAAAUCAGACUGAACAAAAUUAUGGUGAUGUCAAGGCAAUCUAAAUUCAAGUGUAUUUCUUGACAUGAUCUCAAACAAAUAACAUUUAAAAUUUUUGUACUUUAAUAAUAUGUAAUGUUGUUUUUAUGCCUCACAGAAACAGUCACUUUAGCUCUGGAAGAAAUUAAAGUUCUGAAUAAAUGUAA